AUGCCGCGGCGAACAAAAGCAGUUGCAAAGCGUAUAAAGAACUUAGUUCAAAGCGCGAAAAAUAGGGUAGAGCCAUAUGUCGUCAACACUGUUGAAUUUGUGCUAUCUGUAUUAUUGAGCGGCGCUACAUUUUGCCAAUCAGAAUUUCAAUUCAUGCUGAAUAACAUCAAAGUUCCGUCAGAAGCUACAUUUCAUCGAGUCCAAGAAAAGGUUG
Messenger RNA from Trichomonas vaginalis G3, 214 nucleotides. RefSeq lists its product as uncharacterized. The transcript has a single exon. The record is from RefSeq and is a predicted model, not a curated record. NCBI's taxonomy places the organism in Eukaryota, Parabasalia, Trichomonadida, Trichomonadidae. The annotation marks the transcript as partial.